AGAGAAAAUACACCCAGAAGCUCACGGCGGAUCACUGGAAGCCUCAUAAGCAAACGGCUGCGUGUGGAAGCAUCCGACGAUGGAAAGCACCAACUUUACGCACGGCUCCGUUUCCACAAACCACACGCUUCUUCAGCAUUCUUACCCAAGCGGCAUGGAGACGGCCAUCACUUUGCCCAUUUUAAUGUUUGUUGGCGGCGCUGUGGGAAAUUUAAUUGCAAUCAUCGUCCUGUCAGUGUCGAAGAUGGAGCGAAAAUCCUCUGCGUUCUACACGCUGGUGUGCGGCCUGGCGGUCACAGACCUGCUGGGCACGUGUCUGGCCAGUCCUCUCAUCAUCGCCAACUACCGUGACCAGCACGUGCUUCAAGACCAGCGCCUGUGCGACUUCCAGUCUUUCGUGUUGCUGUUUUUCGGUCUAACCGGACUGAGCAUCAUCUGCGCCAUGGCCGCGGAGCGCUACUUGGCGAUCUGCUGCCCGUAUACGUACCUGCGGUGGGGAGUGGACCGCUGCUUUGCGCGGAAGUUCCUUUUCUUCAUUUACAUCAGUCACGUCCUCUUCUGCAGCCUCCCGAUGAUGGGCAUGGCGAGCAGCAAGCUGCAGCCGACCAGCACCUGGUGCUUCAUCGACUGGACGAUGCACGAAGCUCCGGCCGCCGUGUACUCCUUCCUUUACGGCUCCGUCAGCCUGGUGCUCAUCCUGGGAACCAUCCUGCUCAACCUGUUGGUGUGCGGCGCGCUGCUGCUGAUGCGCCGGAGGAGCGCGCACCGGUGCGUCUUCAGAGCCAGCGUUCAGGAGCACUGGAGGGCGCUGUCCUCGGCCGCAGAGACGCAAAUGAUCGCAGUGCUGGUGAUGACCUCCGCCGUGGUUCUGGCCUGUUCGGCCCCUUUAGUGGUCCGAGUGUUUGCCAACCAGUUAAUGCAGAAACUGGAUGACAAAGCUGAUCUGGCUGCCAUCCGAAUUGCCUCGGUUAACCCCAUCCUGGACCCCUGGAUCUACAUCCUCCUCCGGAGGUCUCUGUUUCGGCGGAUAUUGAAUUACUCAAAACAAGUCGGCAGCACUCGCAGAAAUUCCCCCACAACAGCCCACAGAAAUCUGUUUUACACUAAUAGCAUGAGGGACAGCCAUGUGCUGGACGAGCUGCUGUCCAACAGCAGUAUGGUCACUCAGCUGCCCGCCACCAUCACCUUCACGCCGUACGACAUCACACAUAAAGACACUCCACUCUGAACACACACCUCAAGAAGGCUCGGUGCUUCUGGCCUCAGUGGGCAGCGAGCUGAUGUUGGGCUGCAGACACUGUUUCAGAGCCAUCGCUGGUGCAGUAACACCCAUGUGGCCUCAGAGGACCUGCACGUCUCCGGUGAGAUUAUUUAUUAGAUUACAUGCAACAAACUCUUCCUGCAGCAGCAGAGGACUCCCAGUCCUGCUGAUCAUCUCACGUCCAGACUGAAUUAGCCAAAUGAACUACGUAGGAACAGCAGACGGACAGAUGUGAUUAGUUUGAGGGUGUGGAGAAUGUGAUCGCUGAGCGGUUUGUGAGGUUCAUCUUGUUUACACACCUCAAUGUUCACAUACACAAACAUAAAUCUUUAAAAAGGCUGACCACAAAUGAAAAGCAGAACAUCCCAACUCACAGCGUUACUAUAUACGUCCCAAUACACACUCGACAACAUGUUUUCUCUGAACAUUCCUCCAAUAUAUAUCAAUCAGUGCCUAAUCAAUACAAAAAUAAAACUUAAAAAACACAUUUCUUUCUUUAAGGUCAUUGCUGCAAUUCAUCAUGACCUCAGACUGCUGCAGCUUCUGAUCUGUUUACAGAAACAACAUUCUAGAUCUCUUUGGAAUCAAAUUAUAUAAACGUACUGUAUGAUCAUGAAAA
Molecule: messenger RNA, 1880 nt
Organism: Thalassophryne amazonica
Lineage: Eukaryota; Metazoa; Chordata; Actinopteri; Batrachoidiformes; Batrachoididae
Product: prostaglandin E2 receptor EP4 subtype-like
Exons: 2
Coding region: 80-1228 (382 amino acids)
Biological process (GO): adenylate cyclase-activating G protein-coupled receptor signaling pathway; positive regulation of cytosolic calcium ion concentration; inflammatory response
Cellular component (GO): plasma membrane
Molecular function (GO): prostaglandin E receptor activity
Source: RefSeq, a predicted model, not a curated record